AUGUUCAAGAGUCUUAAGUUCUUUGUGAGGUCCGUAAUAUACGGCUCGCUCAUCACCGGAUGUGCUCUCUACGGUGUCGUCGCUUCCAUUAUCUUACGUAUAAUAGGCAAGAAAGAAUACGCACAAUACACCGUGGCUAAGGCCUUCUACAGCACGUUUUCUACAGCAACAGGUAUUAAAAUCAAGUUGGUCAAUGAGGAAAUAUUGACUCAGUUGCCCGCUGUGAUUAUCAGUAACCACCAAUCUGCCCUUGAUAUUUUGAUCUUGGCUAAAGUCUUCCAACCUGGCUACACGGUAACUGCUAAGAAGGUUCUUCAAUACUUCCCCUUCCUUGGGUGGUUCAUGUUGGCGUCGGGAACGUUUUUCCUUGACCGUGCUAAGGGUGAAAAGGCAAGAAAGGUGUUGGAGAGAGCAUUGGCUGGUUUGAAGAAGGAAAAGAGAGGCCUCUUCAUGUUUCCUGAGGGAACCAGGUCUGGUUUCACCACCUUGGAACUCUUACCUUUCAAGAAAGGAGCCUUCCACCUUGCCAAACAAGCUGGAAUCCCUGUCAUCCCUGUUGUAGUCAGUAACACCUCAACUAUUUUCAAUGCUAAGAAAAAGGUGUUCGAAUCUGGUUUAAUCACCAUUGAAGUAUUGGACCCUAUGCCCACUACUGGUUUGGAGACCAAUGAAGAUGUAACCAGGUUUUCUGAAGAAGUACACAAGAAAAUGAGUGAUGUGGUCAAGAGAUUGGGAUACUCUGUUCCAUCGAACCAAGCCAAUUCAGAACUUCAAUCUCAAGACGCCGAGAUAAAUGCAGAAGACGCAACCGAUAUCAACACCGAUAGUGAGGCUGAAGUCGAAGUUGUCACUGAAGUUGUUUCCGAAGUUACCCCAUUAAAAUCAAAAGCUACAUAG
Messenger RNA from Dujonia railenensis, 897 nucleotides. The record is from the annotation of a GenBank genome assembly. NCBI's taxonomy places the organism in Eukaryota, Fungi, Ascomycota, Pichiomycetes, Serinales, Debaryomycetaceae.